Molecule: messenger RNA, 7110 nt
Organism: Salarias fasciatus (jewelled blenny)
Lineage: Eukaryota; Metazoa; Chordata; Actinopteri; Blenniiformes; Blenniidae
Gene: brd1a
Product: bromodomain containing 1a
Exons: 12
Coding region: 1417-5535 (1372 amino acids)
Biological process (GO): regulation of transcription by RNA polymerase II
Molecular function (GO): protein binding
Source: RefSeq, a predicted model, not a curated record
UUAGUGUAAAAGGAAUUUAGUAUCCGUGCACCAAACGGCCAAGUGCUAACUCUGGCGCAGUCGUUGUGGGAAUACCCCUCCCACCGCGUUUAAAUGCCUCAGCUCAUUGAGAAAAGCCGAACGUACUACAGCUACUUAAAGCUACUCACAACACAGCUACUCCACAUCCUGCUGUUAAAUAUAAACUCCACAUGUCAGCAACCUGCAUCCGCAUCCCCAUCACCAACUGUAGCUCUCUGUAGCAACCAAAUAGCCGAUUGUUACUUUGUUUUUGACGUUUGUUUAAGUGAAAUAUAAACAGUAUUCAUUAGCCUAGCAUUUUGCGAAAGGGGUGUUGACCUGAACACAUUAAAUUUCCUCUAUAUUUUGAUAAUCUUUUAAAUAUUUCAUUCAUUCGAAAAGUUAGAUUUAAUCAUGCAGUGUAUGUCACAAUACAUUUUUUUUUUAUUAUGAGGUAUGUGGGAAAUUAGUUCUCGGCACACGCAAUUAAAAAGAAAACUUUGCAUAAAACGUAACAAUUUUUUAAACAUAGACCUUUCAGUAUCCAUCCAUCUUAUAUGCUGCUUUAUCCUAGAGUGCUGCAUCAGAUCACAGCUAACUGUGGGUACUUGACAGGCCUUCAGUCCAUCACAGGGCAAACGCAUAGAGACAGGCAACCACACACACUCGCGUUCAUACCUAAAGGCAAACCAGGGUCACUGAUUUACAUCACAUGAAAGUUUGUGGACUGUGGGGAGGAACCUCAUGAACAUAUAGGGAGAACAUGCAAGUUGCACACAGAAAGGCCCGGUUGGUGUUAGAACUCAGUUCAUCAUAAGCGAUGAGGAUUAUGAAAUAUAUUAAAAUAAGAUGAUGAAGAAAGGCACCAUACAAAAGUAAAAAAAAAAGGAAUAAAUAAGAAAGUUCCUAAAAAUAGUGUAAUUUAUUGUUUGUUGGAAAGCUUAAGCAAAUAUGAGCAUUUUAAUGUCUGAUUUUAAAGAAUCCGUGUGUCAGCAGGGAGUUUAUUCCACAGGCGAGAAGCGCAGGAACUCAAAGCUGCUUCUGACUCUUGAUACACUGUGUAAACCUUUUAUCAUACAGACUGAAAUCCAUUCAGUUUGCUCUGCUGAAUGCUACAAUGUUUACCUCAUGGAUGUCCAGACAUUUUCCACUGAGCACCAUGUACAGAAAAAUAUAGAAAGUGAAUGGCAGCUUGCUGGAGAUACAUACGUGCUGCUCAGCUCCUGUCCUGUGAAUUUAAAUCAGCUGCUCCAUUAAGUAAAUGAUGCUUUUGAGGGCUGUGGUCUGGACAAGUCAGGUCUCCCUAGUGCUAACAUCUUACUCUCACAAUCCAGAAUACACCAUGAAUCACAAAAAAAAAAAAAAAAAAAAAAAAUUCCUUUUGGUCAAUACACACAGGUCAUACUGCAUGUUGUAAUGAACCAUCAGAUCAAGGAUUUUCCUUGCAGUCACAGAUUCCAAAGCUAUUUAGUCAGAAAAUUGCAUUAUUUCCACAGUUUUGGUUCAAGCAAAAUGAAUUAUGCUCUGCAGAAAUCCAUGCAGGAGAAGGUGAAAUCAUCACGUUGUCUAAAAGAGGAAACACACAAACUAAUAAAUAGGGACAAAAGUACCUCAAAUUUUGCUAAAUCUGUUCACUGUGUGUCAUGCUCCAGCCCUUUAUCCUUCGUUUGGUUGUGCAGAUAUCUAAAGUUUCCCUUCUGCUACCUUCUUGUCCACGCAGCAACACGGAGUGUCAAGAUGAAGAAGAAAGCUCGGCAGCACCGGGUUUCGGUGCCGCAGAGGCCGCCCUCCCCCAUCAAGCCCUCCCCCAACAAGCAGAUCCUGACGUACGCCCAGGCGCAGCGCAUGGUGGAGUUCGAGCUGGAAGGACGCAUCCACCGGCUCAGCAUAUAUGACAAGCUGGACGUGAUCUCUGACGAUGACCCCAUGGUGCAGGAAAUGAUGGAGUGUACCAGCAAUAAGGAGAAUGCCGAGAAGCCUCAGCAGCAGGUCCUUCUCAGAUCGGUCCGGCUGAAGAACAACCAGGAGAAGAGAAACGCUGCGCUGGGCAUCACGAGCCAAGCAGAGGGAGGUGGGCAGCCUGCGAGUGGGAACGCCAGCCCAAAGCUUCCGGAGCCUAAAUUCCGCACUGUGGAGUAUAACCUUCCUGCAGUCCCUAAGCGCCAAGCUGCCUAUUUUAAAUACACGGAGAAGACGCAGGAGGAGCUCGACGAGGAAACCGAAUACGACAUGGACGAGGAAGAUUACGCCUGGCUGGAUUUAGUCAAUGAAAAAAGGCGAAGCGAAGGCGUCAGUCAGGUUUCUCACAAUGUGUUUGAGUUCCUUAUUGACCGUUUUGAGAAGGAGCUGCACCUGGAAAGCUUGGACCAGGGGAGCGAGAAGACGACUCCCAUCGACGAAGACGCCGUCUGCUGCAUCUGCAUGGACGGGGAGUGCCACAACAGCAACGCGAUCCUCUUCUGCGACAUGUGCAACGUGGCCGUGCACCAAGAAUGUUACGGCGUGCCCUACAUUCCAGAGGGCCAGUGGCACUGCAGGCACUGCCUCCAGUUGCCGAUGGUGCCAGCGGACUGCAUCCUGUGCCCCAACAAGGGCGGCGCGGUGAAGAAGACGGACGACGACCGCUGGGGCCACGUGGUGUGCGCCCUCUGGGUCCCGGAGGUCGGCUUCUCCAACACCACCUUCAUCGAGCCCAUCGACGGCAUCAGCCACAUCCCCCCGGCCCGCUGGAAGCUCACCUGCUACCUCUGCAAGGAGAAGGGCGUCGGGGCGUGCAUACAGUGCCACAAAGCCAACUGCUACACUGCCUUUCACGUCAGCUGCGCCCAGAAGGCUGGCCUCUUCAUGAAGAUGGAGCCAAUCAAAGAGGUGACCGACACCGGCGAGCCCACCUUCUCUGUGAAAAAGACAGCCUACUGUGGAGUUCACACACCCAACGGGUGCGUGAAGAGGCCUCUCACCAUUUACGAUGACGCCAAACCCAAAAACGGACUGUGUAAGAAAGUGGAAAAAGGCAAGGUGGACGGUAAAGGACACUCGAAAGGAAAGCAGAAAAAGAAGAGUAAGAGCAAGAGUAAGCAGCCUGAGCUUGAGGUCGAAAGCGAAGCUCCAGCUCCUGUUCCUGUGCCUACCUUCCCUGCACACAGACUGCAAACAAUCCUGAACCAGGUGUCGGUUCAAAAGAAGAAAGCGUUCGUGGAGCUGGUCCUAAAUUACUGGACACUGAAGAGGCAGUCCAGGAAUGGGUUGCCCCUCAUCAGACGCCUUCAGACAAGCCUGCAGUCACAGAAGAAUGCACAACCGAGGCAGAACGAGGAAGAAAGCAGGGCCUUGAAAGAACAGCUGAAAGAAUGGCACCGCCUCCGGCACGACCUGGAGAGAGCCCGGCUGCUGCUGGAGCUAAUCCGCAAGAGGGAAAAGCUGAAGAGGGAAGAGAUCAAACUCCAGGAGACGCUCCUGGAGAUGCAGUUGACGCCCUUUAGCAUUUUACUCAGAAGCCUCUUGGACCAGCUCCAGGCUAAAGACCAGGCCAGGAUCUUCACCCAGCCUGUGGAUGUCAGUGAGGUGCCUGACUACCUGGAUCACAUCAAGCACCCGAUGGACUUCUCCACCAUGCGGCAGCGCAUCGACGCUCAAAACUACAACAACUUCGACGAAUUUGAGGGCGACUUCAACCUCAUCGUUGACAACUGCAUGAAGUAUAACUCGAAGGACACGUAUUUCUACCGAGCGGCCGUUCGACUCCGAGACCAGGGCGGAGCCUUGCUCCGGAAAGCCCGGCGAGACGUGGAGAAGAUUGGCUUCGACAGGGAAAGCGGCAUGCAUCUGGACGAAGCGCCUGAGAUGAAAGCAGCGCCGUCGUUUUCUUGGGAGGAUGUGGACCGUCUGCUCGUGCCGGCUAACCGGGAGCACCUGUCCCUGGACAAGCAGCUGCAGCAGCUCCUGGAAAAGUUUGACCUGACCUGUGCCAUGAAGUCCAGCCCUUCGCGCAGCAAGCGCAUGAAGCUGCUCAAAAAGACCAUCAACGACGUGCGCAGCGAGAUGAGCCUCAAGAGAGUCCUGCCCUCCCACCACCUGUGCUUGUUGUCCCCUUCUACAUCGACGUCGUCGUCUUCGGCCUCAGCCCCCCUCCUCCCAGAGCCGGCGAAAAUCAAAGAAGAGGGACCAAAGCCCAAUGGGCACUUCGCAGACGAUGAGGGCGAUAAGUCUCUUCCUCCGACUCUGGAGCCGUCGGACUCCAUACCCCCCCUCAUCCACUCCGACGCAGAUCCCGAGCCCCCCACCCUCAAACCCAUCGACGCCGCGCCGGACUGCGAGGACAAGUCUCAGGCCAAGCGGCUCAAGUUGGACGAGGACAUACCGGACCUGUUCCCGUCCGCCCCGCCGCGCCUCAACGGCCACUCCCACGACGGCCUGCAGAGCGCCCUGCUGGACGGCGACAUGAGCGUGGUGGCCACGUCCACCCUGGCCGAGCCCACGGGCACGGUCAGCCGCCGGACCGCCGUCCUCUUCCGCAAAUCCAAGGCGGCCAGCCCGCUCAAGCCGGUCAGGGGCGGGGACGAGGGGCCGGACCGGGCGGACGGGGAGGAGGGCGAGGAGGGGUUGGAGGAGGUGGAGGAAGACGAGGACGGCGGCCAGAUGGGCUCCAAGUCCUUCCUGUCGGUGGUCAUACCGAGGCUGGAGACGCUGCUUCACGGGAAGAAGAGGAAACACAGCGGCGGCAGAGACAGCGAGGAGGAGGAGGAGGAGGAGGGUGGGGAGGGAGAGCACGAGGAAGAGGGCGGCUCGCCUGUGAAAAGACUCGACACAGGCCUGUCGAGUGGUUUUCUGGAGGUGGAGGAAGAGAAGGAGCUGGAGGCGGCCGAAAGAAGCAGCCGACCCGUGGAGCCGCGGAGACGCUGCGCCUCCGAGUCCUCCAUCUCCUCCUGCAGCAGCCUGCCGGGAAGCACCAGCACAAUUCUCAGUCUUCCAAAAUGCGGGAAGGGGAAGCCCGCUCUGGUCCGGAGAAACACUGUGGAUGACAAAAGUGAACUGAUCGCCUGCAUCGAAACGGGGAACUUUGCAAAAGCCGCUCGGAUUGCUGCCGAGGUUGGCAACAGCAAUAUUUGGAUGCCCGCUAGUGCUGCAACAGUUGCAUUGGAACCCCUAAAGCUAGUUUGGGCCAAAUGUAGUGGAUACCCUUCCUACCCUGCCUUGAUCAUCGACCCUCACAUGCCGCGGGUGGGCUGCCAGCACAACGGGGUGUCCAUCCCCAUGCCCCCCAUGGACGUGCUCCGGAUCGGAGAGCAGAUGCAGUACAAAGCCGAAGAGAAACUCUACCUCGUCCUCUUCUUCGACAACAAGCGCAGCUGGCAAUGGCUUCCUAGGUCCAAGAUGGUUCCUCUGGGGAUGGACAAGACCAUCGACAAGAUCAAAAUGAUGGAGGGACGCACGUCCAGCAUCCGAAAGGCUGUCCAGAUCGCCUUCAGCCGCGCCAUGAACCACCUGAGCAUAGUGCAGGACGAGCCAGUCAGCGACCUCAGUGAUGUGGACUGAUGAUGCUGCGGCCGCUCUGCCAACACACACACACACACACAAACACACACACACACACACGCACACGCGCGUACCUCUCCUGUACCAAAUAAGUUCUCACCAACCCCACACCAAAACUCGUGAUCCCCCUCCGUCUCCGCGGGAGACUAAAAUGUUUACUGAGCACCAGCCGUUGGCGGCGGCGUCUCAUCCUCCUCCAUUCCUGCUCCUCCACUUCUCACCAUGUGCCGAUGGGAAACGGCUGCUGCUGAAAUGAAUGUGUUCCAUAUGUAAACCCCACCACCCCACCUCCAGACCCGUAGCUGUGCUUAGAGAACGCCGUUUCAUCGCCCUCCUCUUCCCCCUCGCCAUUUCCAUUUAUCAUUUCAAGGCUAAACUGUUAGUGAUUGAUUUUCUUCCGUUUUUGGUAGCCUUGCCAGAUCUGUCGGCGCUGUCAGGGCUUUAAGUCGGUCGAGCACUGAAACAUCAACCGUUAAAAUUUGGCUGUAGCUAUAAAGUGUUGAACUUAAAUCUGUUAUUCUGGCUGUUCGCCAGUCGUUCCUGUAUUUCUUUGCUUAACGAGGUGCUACUAAAACGGCUGAAGUGGUUAAAAAACAAUACAUUUCCUUCCUUCAAAAAGGCUUUUGAAGUGAACCCUGGCUCGGUAGAAUGGCGGGCUUUAUAAAACUCCUCUCCCCCUUUAAAAUGCAUAUUAAUGAAUUCUUAAUUUAAUGAUUUUGUGCCUCUGGAAGAUCUUUUAGUUUAGAAACGAAUUGCUGUCCAAAGCCAGAAUUGUGUAAUCUAACAAUGAGAAUGUUGCCUGUCCCUUCGUAGCUUUACUUGCAGUCUACGGUGAAGAAAAUAUGAAUUGCUCUGAGCUUUUCUGGAGACGUGGUGGAGAAUGGAGCUCGUCACCAUUGAACCACCACUCCGUAUCGUCUGCUUUGCGUCGUCAGGGACGCUGUUGCUCUUCACUCGGCCAUUGAGCAUUGGCGCGUAGCUCCACUCUGCUUUUCAGAUGCACAUGCUCAUUCACUUGACGACAGGAGCUCCUCGCCUCUUACGCCACUCGCAUCUCCAGAAAAGCUGAAUACACUCCAACCUGGUUGAAAAUUGCAGCCUCUUGAUAUUCUCCUCUCCUUUCACCAUGACUUAUGCAGCCAGAGAUCACUCCAAUUGAAGUUAAUGGCAGCACCGCAAACUUUUUCUUUUUUUUCUUUUUUUUUUCUUAGAGCAGAUACUUUCCACCUAUCAAUCAACCUGAACAGCCGGGUUCCCUUUGAAAAUGUAUUGAAUCUGUAGCUGAAGCCUGUCAAGGUCACAUUUUUCAUCUUCAAGUCGGUUUCUUUUACAAAUACCUUCCUUUGUAUUUAUACUGUAAAUAGACUGUACAGCUGCCUGACAUUAACUUAUUUUGUAGUUUUGACAUAAAUGGUUACUGUACAGGUGUUUUCUUAGUAUUUAUACUUGAUACAUUCUUGGUUCUAAAGUCUGAGUGCUGUUUUGCCAGUGCUGUAUGAUCCGUGAGAAUAAAAAAAAUGUGCAAAAGCCUUAGUGUUAAGGAAAUUAGGGCUAAAAUGUAAUGUUCCUCAAAAA